Messenger RNA from Cordyceps fumosorosea ARSEF 2679, 4614 nucleotides. Its product is annotated as multidrug resistance-associated protein 1. Gene Ontology annotation, cellular component: membrane. Gene Ontology annotation, biological process: transmembrane transport. The transcript is spliced from 4 exons. Bases 1 to 4614 code for a protein of 1537 amino acids. The record is from RefSeq and is a predicted model, not a curated record. Lineage: Eukaryota; Fungi; Ascomycota; Sordariomycetes; Hypocreales; Cordycipitaceae. Gene Ontology annotation, molecular function: ABC-type transporter activity; ATP binding; ATP hydrolysis activity.
AUGGAAUAUACAAACUCGCAGCAGCGUCUGCUACACACGGGCUCCUUCACUGGCCUUCGUCCAAUGGAGAACUUGCACGGCUAUUUCCAGCCCAAAUCGCAGCCCUUUUGCGCUGAUCCUGAAGGCUGGGGUCCUCUCAGUCCUAUUCGCUAUGACUUCACCCCUUGCUUCAUCGAUGUCUGGAUCGGUUCCGUUGCUGCUUUUGGUCUGCUUUUUGGUCUGCUCGCCAUCUGGUAUCUGCGGGGCAAGAACGACAACAAGACUCCCAAGGAUGUUGGCUACUGGCUGAAGCAGACACUGUUUGGGGUCCUUACCGCCUCUGUACUCGUCCAGCUCCUCUUCCAGGUUAUGGACGCCAAGCACAUCGACUUUCGCAUCGCUAUCACCCUGCUGCUGCUGGCUUCUUUUGUCGUCAUCUUCUACAUCCAACACCUUGAACACACUAGAAUACGACACGCCAAUGGUGUCGUCCUCUUCUACUGGCUCCUUCUCAUGAUUGCUCAGAGCGUUAAGCUUCGCUCCCUCAUCUCACAACAGCUCUACGCCCACGACGAGCGCUACUUCAUCUCCUACUGUGUCGGCUUCGGCCUCUCGGCCGCCGAGUUCCUUGUCGAGUGGCUGUGGCCUCGCUUCGGCACCCCCAGCGACUACCAGGCCAUCGCCGAUGAAGACGAGUGCCCAGUCGAAUAUGCGACCGUCUUCUCCAAGCUCACCUUUUCGUGGAUGACCCCCAUGAUGCGCUUCGGCUACAAGACCUUCCUCACUGAGGAUGACCUCUGGGCCCUCGCCAAGGCCGACAAGACCAGCACAACUGGCCAGAGCUUCAGUGAUGCCUGGGAGCAUGAGAUGAAGAACAGGCCCAAGUCUCCUUCUCUCUGGCUCGCCCUCUUCCGUGCCUAUGGUGGUCCUUAUGCCGUCGCAGCCGUCUUCAAGAUUGGAAAUGACAUGUCGCAGUACAUUCAGCCCCAGCUGCUUCGUCUGCUGCUCAGGUGGGUUCAGUCCUAUGAGACUGACUCCCCCCAGCCCGUCAUCAAAGGUGCUGCUCUUGCGCUGGCCAUGUUCGCAUGCGCCAUCUUCCAGACUACCAUGGUCCACCAGUAUUUUCAGCUCGCUUUCGAAACGGGCAUGCGCAUCAAAGGCGGCCUCGGCUCCAGCAUCUAUCGCAAGGCUCUCCGACUGUCCAAUGAAGGCCGCUCCACCAAGUCCACUGGCGACAUUGUCAACUACAUGGCUGUCGACGCUCAACGCCUGCAGGACCUGACCCAGUUUGCUCAGCAGGCUUGGUCCGCCCCGUUUCAGAUCAUCAUCUGUAUGGUUUCCCUCUACAGCCUGGUGGGAUGGUCCAUGCUUGCUGGUAUUGCCGUCAUGAUCAUUAUGAUGCCCAUCCAGGGCUUCGUUGCGAGACUGAUGAAGAGGCUUCAGAAGGAACAGAUGAAGAACAAAGACGCCAGAAGCCGUCUGAUCAACGAAAUUAUUACUAACAUGAAGAGCAUCAAGCUCUAUUCUUGGGGCUCUGCCUUCAUGAACAAGCUCAACUUUGUGCGAAAUGAGCAAGAGCUGAAGAACCUCCGCAAGAUUGGUGCCACUCAGGCCGUUGCCAACUUUACCUGGAAUACUGCUCCCUUUUUCGUCUCGUGCUCGACGUUCACCAUCUUCGUUCUCACCCAGAACAAGCCCCUGACGACAGAUAUUGUCUUCCCUGCUCUGGCACUCUUCAAUCUUCUUUCUUUUCCCUUGGCCGUUCUCCCCAUGGUAAUCACCUCCAUCGUCGAAGCCUCUGUUGCCGUCGGCCGUCUCACCGACUUUUUCAAUGCCGAGGAGGUUCAGUCCGAUGCCAUUACGGUUGGACCUGCUCCCAACAAGCUUGGUGAGGAGUCUGUCAUCAUCCGCGAUGGAACUUUCUCCUGGAACCGUCACGAAGAUAAGAAGGCUCUCAAGGAUAUCAACUACACCGCGUACAAGGGCGAACUCUCCUGCAUUGUUGGCCGUGUUGGUGCUGGCAAGUCGUCUUUCCUUCAGAGUAUCCUUGGUGAUCUCUGGAAGGUUGCCGGCCACGCAGAAGUCCGCGGCAAUGUUGCGUAUGCGUCUCAGCAAACCUGGGUGCUCAACGCCACUGUCAAAGAGAACAUCGUCUUCGGUUACCGCUACGACUCUGAGUUCUACGAAAAGACUGUCAAGGCUUGCGCCCUUCUUGAUGACUUUGCUCAACUUCCUGAUGGUGACGAGACGGUUGUUGGUGAGCGCGGCAUUUCCUUGAGCGGAGGACAAAAGGCCCGUGUAUCACUUGCUCGAGCUGUUUACGCUCGCGCCGAUAUCUAUCUCCUUGACGAUGUCCUAUCUGCUGUUGACUCGCACGUCGGGCGACACAUCAUUGACAAUGUUCUCGGGCCCCGUGGCUUGCUCUCCUCCAAGACUCGUAUUCUCGCAACAAACUCGAUUCCCGUCUUGCGCCAGGCAAGCUACAUCACCCUCCUUCGCGAUGGCGAGAUUGCCGAGCGUGGCUCUUACAACGAUCUCGUGGCUAAGAAAGGCCUGGUCGCUGAUCUCCUACGCACUGCUUCGCAAGAAUCCGGCGAAGGCUCCGGGGCUUCUACGCCGCCAUCCAGCGAGUCGACCAUCGUUGGCGCUGAAAGCAGCCCAGACAAGGAGGAGCUCGCAGAAGCGCAGGAGAACAUUGCUGAACUGGCUCCCAUCAAGACUGCUAAGAUGGGACUCGCUGUGGCUGACAAGGGUCGCUCGAGCAGUAUGGCUACUUUGCGCCGUGCUAGCACCGCUUCUUUUCGCGGUCCCCGUGGCAAGCUUACGGACGAGGAGAUGACCCCAAGCCGCCGCACUCAGCAAAAGAAGGAGUUUGUCGAGCAAGGCAAGGUCAAGUGGUCUGUCUACGGAGAAUACGCCAAGGAGAACAAUGCCAUUGCUGUUUUCGUCUACCUCACCGCUCUGCUUGCCGCCCAGACGGCCAACAUUGGUGCUGCUUUCUGGCUGCAGCACUGGGCCGACCAGAACCGUGACAAGGGCACCAACGAGAAGGUGGGAACUUAUAUCGGCAUCUACUUUGCGAUUGGCAUCUCGUCGUCUGCUCUGACUGUCAUCCAAACCCUCGUUCUCUGGAUCUUCUGCUCGAUUGAGGCCUCGCGUAAGCUGCACGAGCGCAUGGCCAACGCCAUCUUCCGCUCUCCCAUGUCUUUUUUCGACACGACUCCUACCGGGCGUAUCCUGAACCGCUUCUCCAGCGACAUCUACAAGGUGGAUGAGAUUCUGGCUCGCGUCUUCAACAUGCUGUUCAACAACGUUGCGCGAUCUGGCUUUACCAUCUUGGUCAUCUCCUACACGACGCCGCCAUUCACCGCCUUCAUAAUCCCGCUUGGCCUGGCGUACUACUUCAUCCAGCGCUACUAUCUCCGCACAUCACGCGAGCUGAAACGUCUCGACAGCGUCAGCCGCAGUCCCGUCUAUGCGCACUUCCAGGAGUCGCUCGGCGGCCUCACAACGAUUCGCGCGUACCGCCAGCAGGAGCGCUUCCGCCUCGAGAACGAGUGGCGCCUCGACGCCAACCUCAGGGCCUACUUCCCGUCCAUCAGCGCAAACCGAUGGCUUGCGGUGCGCCUCGAGGUCAUGGGCGCCGUGGUCAUUCUGGCCGCCGCCGGACUUGCCAUCAUUGCCGUGGCCAGCGGUUCUGGUCUUGGAGAUGGGCCGAUUGGUCUCUCGCUGUCGCAAGCACUGCAAAUCACAACCUCCCUCAACUGGAUCGUCAGACAGACAGUCGAGGUCGAGACCAACAUUGUCUCGGUUGAGCGUGUGCUUGAGUACGCCGCGCUGCCCAGCGAGGCGCCUGAGGUGAUUGCCAACCACCGACCCCCCGUGGCCUGGCCGGCCAAGGGCGAGGUCGAGUUCAAGAAUUACAGCACGCGGUACCGCGAGGGCCUUGACCUCGUGCUCAAGAACGUAAACCUAGACAUCAAGUCGCACGAGAAGAUUGGCGUCGUCGGCCGCACUGGCGCGGGCAAGUCUUCGCUUACGCUGGCGCUGUUCCGUCUGAUCGAGCCCGCAACCGGGCAUAUUGGCAUCGACAACCUGAAUACGUCGUCUAUUGGCCUACUGGAUCUCCGUCGUAGACUGGCCAUCAUCCCGCAAGAUGCCGCCCUGUUUGAGGGCACCGUGCGCGACAACCUGGACCCGGGCCAUGUUCACGACGACACGGAGUUGUGGAGCGUUCUAGAUCAUGCGCGACUCAAGGAUCAUGUUAAGACCAUGGACGGCGGACUAGAAGCCAGAAUUACAGAAGGAGGAUCGAACCUCUCUCAGGGACAGCGACAGCUCGUGUCCCUCGCGCGGGCCAUGUUGACGCCGUCCAACAUCCUGGUCCUCGACGAGGCCACGGCCGCCGUGGACGUCGAGACGGAUGCGAUGCUGCAGGCGACGCUGCGCUCGCCGCUCUUCGCCCACCGCACCAUCAUCACCGUCGCCCACCGCCUCAACACCAUCGUCGACAGCGACCGCGUCAUCGUGCUCGACAAGGGCGAGGUGGUCGAGUUUGACACGCCCGCCGCGCUGUACCGCCGCCAGGGGCAGUUUUACAACCUGAUGAAGCAGGCCGGCCUUGAGGUUGAGUGA